AUGACCUUGCGUAGUCCGGGGUCUUCACCUUGCGGUCACCACCGCCCUACCGCCGCCCCACUGCUGAGCGUGGCUACGGCCGCUGAAUCGGUGAGUGGCAGUCCCGUGUCCGCCGCCAUGCUCGCCUGUCGCCUCCGCACCUGCUUAUUCGCCGCGCUGCUCGUCGCGUUGCUCGCCGAACAUGCGGCAGCCGCCCCACGUUCGCGCCGACAGCUCGCGGAUGACAACACGCUACAGCCAAUUGAUGAGGAGAAUGAGGAGCUGGAGCGAGAGAAGCGGAAGCUGGAGGGUGUCACGCAGGCAAAAUAUACCGUCAAGAAUGCACUGCUGGGCUUUGUGUUUGGUAAACUGAACUCGUUCAUCGACGCAAAGACGCGACUAGUGGAAUCACUGGACAAGAAGAAUAUCGAGCUCAACAAACAAUACGGUAUCGAGCCGCCACAGAACGGACUAGCGUCACUAACAGGCGUGGUGUCGCAGGUCGUAGGGCCUAAGCUACAGUACCUGGCACCUAAGCUGCAGGCGGCAUCAGGUCUCUUGGGAGGGCUAUCAUCGGGCUCUAGUGGCUCCGGAAGCUCCGGCGGUGGCUCAGGUCUGGGCUCCAUCCUUUCACUGGUCACGUCACUGUCAGGCUCUUCAUCAGGCGGCGCCGCGGCUGGCACUGUUGAAACAGUUGACUCCGACGAGGACGAUUCUUGA
This is a messenger RNA of Pieris macdunnoughi, 699 nucleotides long. Lineage: Eukaryota; Metazoa; Arthropoda; Insecta; Lepidoptera; Pieridae. The record is from the annotation of a GenBank genome assembly.